CACACACACACAUGGCGUCCACCGCGCCCGUGCCUCUCCCUCGGCAGGAAAGAGAGAGGCAGGGGGAGGGGCGAGGCGCGAGUCACGUGACCGGCCUCCUCGCACUCCAAGAGGUCGAAGCGGAACGUCAGAACUCUCUCGAAGGAACCGAAGUCAAGUUCUCAACCAUGACGUGGACGCUUCGCACAGGCUGGCUGACCUGUCUGCUGGUGACCUGGGCGGCCGCUGCUGUUCUUGACACCCGGGAGACGCCGACGGCCGAUGCAGAUUCAGACGAGGUCCCGAGGGGCGAGGACGAGGUCGUGCUCGAUCCUGUGGCUGCCAUGGAGCGCUGGAGGGAGCUCAAGGCGAGGCUCCUGAAGCUGAAGCCGACCGAUGUGGAACACGACCCCGACCGCGACGAGGAGAACGACCGCCACCUCAGGUCGCUCUUCCCGGCCGGCUACAGCGGGUGCUCGUGCUCGGACCUGGCUGCCAUCGCCGCCCAGAUCACCAUCUUCGAGACGGAAAUCAAGGAGAUCGGGAAACUGGAGGACAAGCUCGAACUCACGGCGGCAGCCAUCAAGCAACUCGCCGCCUGGUUCGACUCAGGAGUCAAGGGCCCCCAGGGACCAGCAGGGACCCCCGGCGAGCCCGGCGUGACGGGUCCCCCCGGUGACUCUGGCGAGGCUGGCGCGGACAUCACCGUGGACCGGCGAGGCGUCCCGGGCCCCCCAGGCCCCCCAGGUCCCGUUGGCGUCGGGGGCGUGAACGGCGACCGCGGAGACUGCACCAAGGGCGACAAGGGCCAACGCGGUCAGAAGGGCGACCCGGGCGUGGGCGUGAGGGGCCCCCGAGGACCCCCCGGACCCCCAGGCGAGAGGGGCAGCCCCGCCCCCAACUUCUCCGGCAAGUAGAGGCGCAGGGCCCCUGCGAAGACCUUCGGCUCCCAAGUGACUCUGCCGCCAGUCCUCGUUCCAUUCAGCGGCGCCCGCUCGCAGCUGUUCCAAGAAACCCGAAGGCGUUCGCGGGCAGCAGCCGGCCUCGCGAGACGCCGACUGCCGAAACGAGGACAUUCACCGAGAACUGGCCCGUGUACCCUUUUGCUAAUAAACUCAGAGAUCACCA
Penaeus indicus is the source of this 1107-nucleotide messenger RNA. RefSeq names its product EMI domain-containing protein 1-like. NCBI's taxonomy places the organism in Eukaryota, Metazoa, Arthropoda, Malacostraca, Decapoda, Penaeidae. The transcript has 5 exons. The record is from RefSeq and is a predicted model, not a curated record. The coding region runs from base 12 to 896 and encodes 294 amino acids.